AUGGUUUGCUACUGCCCGCCUCAAGCCAAGCAGCCCCUGGUCAAAUUGGUGCAAACCCGCCAAAACCCAUCUGCGUCUGGCCGUGGUCGCAGGUGCGUUUUCUACUACGGUCACAAAACAUAUAUAAAACGUUCCAGAACCUCAAAGACUGCGUGUGACGGCCGUCAAGCAGAUCCCUAUCUGUCUCUGCAAUCACAUUCCCGGGCUGGAUCUGCUCACCACUGCCUUGUGGGUCAGAUUAUUGAGCCAAAGGCUCCGGGUGGAGUCCCUCAAGCAAACCUCCAAAUCACCCACUGCCUUGUGGGUCAGGCUAUUGAGUCAAAUGCUCCGAGUGGAGUCCCUCAAGCAAACCUCCGAAGCACAACGACCACCUCGCGUGCGAUUGCCCACCAAUGUAAUCGUAUGCCUGCGCGCAAAGCAUUCAGCAUCGGGUGUUGGAACGUGCACACACUACUGGACCGGAACUCCAGCGAGCGCCUCGAGCGACGCACUGCACUGGUCGCAAUGGAGCUGGCGCGCUACCACAUCGAUAUUGCGGCGCUCAGUGAAACUCGACUCGCUAAGCAAAGUAAGUUGCAUGAAGCAGGUGCUGGCUACACAUUCUACUGGGUGGGCAACGCCGCCUCAGCACCACGUGAACAUGGGGUCGGAUUUGCAAUAUCCGACCGCCUGAAUGGCCAGCUGGUGGGUGAACCAACGGGCAUCAGCGCGCGGCUGAUGACUAUUCGCCUACGAAUCGGAAGAAGAGACAACUUUGGAAUUUAUAUUCGUAGUGCGUUGAGCUUCCGGCCUGUACAACGCUCCUUGCCAUCUACCGCCUUCCUUCUACCGGAUCCCAGGUUGUUUCUUGCGACAGAACCUCUGGUUAUCACACCUCAUGUGAACUAUUCAGCUCAUGAUUAUGAGGAAUUUUUCAGGGACAUCAAUUACACGCUAGGCUACGAUAUGAUGCAAAGCACGAAGCCAUCACUGGAUAGCUUUGUCGGUCCCACCGGUAUCGAUGAGGUCUUUUGCAUUCACGGAUCAAGCGUGCCAACUACUUACCACAUGGUUUACAGUGAGCCCACUUUCUAUCGAAGUGGCUUCCCCGACCAGUAUCCCACUUUGAUUCCGGGCGAUGGGGAUGGCACAGUGCAUAUGCGUAGUCUUGAGCUUUGUCAAAAUUGGCCCGGAACCAAACACGUUGUUUUUGAGGGCGCUGAACAUCUGCAAAUCGUUGCAGAUCCCCGCCUUAUUGACCUUGUGGUCAAAAUCAUCGGUGCGAACCUGACUGAACUCGAAGUUUGAUCUCAUGAUUUUCGAACCGAUUCUUUCAGAUUGCAUCUUUUUCUCAUACCCUGCCAUCGUGUAUUUUGAAUUUGCACCUUCCCUUUCCAACACAUGCAUUAUUGUCCUGAUAUUUCAUACCAACCGACGUUUUAUUUUGGGGGUGGUGGUGGUUGUUGUAUUUUUCCAUCCCACAUCAGAUGCCUGAAAAUCUUCUCAGUUUGACGUGACAUUGGACUGACACUUCGAGUGCGUUUAUUUUGCAUCACACAACUGCUGUAUCAACCGCCUAUCUAUUCUCCGCUGGCGAAAAGAGGUCUGAUUACAUCGUUUCACAGCUCCAUUUCUUAGUUUGGUUUUUUUCGGGACUGCAGCCGUCUCAUCGUUCGUAUUAAAAUUGAUUGCAGUUUUUCCAGGACAAGGUUGUUAAGGAAACUGUUUCGUGCUCGAAGUACAAAAGAAAUGUUUCCCGACCGGACGAGAUGCAUGUUCUUCUUGUGGUCUCUUAUUUCAACAACAAUAUUGUCAUACAGGACCUGUGUUUUCUUUCAUAUUAUCAAAUCGAAUGUGUGUCUAUCAUUGAAUUAUCCACCAGAAAAUUCUUUUCAUUUCC
Messenger RNA from Dicrocoelium dendriticum, 1879 nucleotides. NCBI's taxonomy places the organism in Eukaryota, Metazoa, Platyhelminthes, Trematoda, Plagiorchiida, Dicrocoeliidae. The record is from the annotation of a GenBank genome assembly.